Molecule: messenger RNA, 1506 nt
Organism: Plasmodium berghei ANKA
Lineage: Eukaryota; Apicomplexa; Aconoidasida; Haemosporida; Plasmodiidae
Product: conserved Plasmodium protein, unknown function
Exons: 11
Coding region: 1-1506 (501 amino acids)
Source: RefSeq, a predicted model, not a curated record
AUGAAAGAAAAUCAAUUGAAAAGUUUAGUAUUUAAUAAUGAAAUCAAAAGUAAUAAAAGGGAAAAAGGGACCAAAGAUGAUGACAAUAGUGAUGAAAGCCAGAAUUACAUUGACGAGCUUCAAAAAUAUAAGCAGAGCUUUUAUAUAAUCAAAAAAACCAUAAGUCUUUUAAAAAAUUAUUAUAAUAACAAAAUUAAUAAGACUGAAAGUUUAAGAGUAUCCGAAAAAAAAAAACUUUUUUAUUUGAAAAAGAAAUCUGUAAUAUUGGAGGAUAAGUGUACUUUUUAUUCUGAACAUGUAGGAGAGUUAAACAAAAUAUAUAUAGAUCAAAUAAAUAAUAAAAAUAAAAAGAUACAAAAUCUACAAUAUGAAUUAGAACAAAUGAAUAAGGAUGAAGUCGAAAGUGAAACGAGUAACAACAUUUUAAAAUUAAGAGAGGAUCAAAUUGAAAGAUUGUCUCAGCAACUUGACUCAAUAAAUAACUUGUAUCAUAAGCAAGUUGAUGUUAACAAAAACCUUAUUUCUGAAAUUGAAGAUCUUAAUAAAAAUAUACACUAUCUUAAUAACAAAAUUCAGGACGAAAAAAAUAAUCGGAAUAUUUUAAGGAAACGGUUUAAAUAUUACAAAAAGUAUAAUAAAAAUAAAAAAGGAUUCAAAUUUAAUCCAAAUAUAUUUAAUGAAGAGGAAUAUAAAAAAGAAAAAAUAAACCAAAACGAAGAUAUAUGUUUUUCGAUUUUGUGUUUUCUUAAAACAGAAUUAGAUUUGAUUGAUGAUAAAAAAAAAAUAUAUAUUAAAGAAAAGGAGUCAAAAAAUAAUAAUUUCUUUAAAAAAAUAAUUAAUUCAAAUUAUAAAAGAAAAAAAAAAGAAAGCAUUUUUGAAACAAUAUAUAAAAAGCAAUUUUUUUCCCUUUAUGAAAAUAGAUUUAUUGAAGAUGAUAUAAAAUUUGAAAAAAAAAAUAUUUUUUCUAUGUUUUUAAAACAUGCAAAAAAAAGUGAUAAAAAUAAUGGAGAUAGUAAUAUAAAUGAUAAUAAUAAAAAAAAUUAUGAAAUUAAAAAACGUAGCAAUAAUAUUGUUAAUAAAAAUAAAAAAAAUACAAAUGAUAAAGGAGAAAAUAUAAAAAAAUCCAAUAAUAUCCCUGAAGGUGCUGAAAAUAAUAAUAGCAAAUGGAAUUAUUUAACACUUAACAAUAUAUAUUUUUAUAACAAUCCAACUGAUAAUUUUGAUGAUAAAAAUAAAGAAAAUAUAAAACAAAAUGGAAAUGAAAAUAAAUUUUAUAAAAGUUAUUCUUUAAAUGAUAAUCAAGAAAAUGUUGAACCAUAUAAUUUGAAAACUACUACACACACUAAACAGGGAGGUAACAAUAAACGUAAUAAUCGCACAAAUAACAAAAGAAAUACUUUAAAUUUAAAUAAUUUGGAUAAUUAUAAGGACAAUGAUAGUAUAGAAGAGGUCAAAUUUGAGAAAAAAAACAAUGAGGUUGAAGAAAUAUAUUCCGAUAACUUUUAA